CGGAUCUGUCUUUCAACCACCACUGUGUCCUUCACAAUGUCGACCAUUCCAACCUCAUUUCUCCAUUCUCUGCCGCCGGCACCCCAUGUCGACGUCUCGAUGAUCAAGGGCAAUAUCUCGAACGAGGAAAAACAACUUGGCGCCAAUAUUUUCUCCUAUUUUGUGAAUAGUCUGGAGGAAUCCUAUGGUGCUGAGGUCGGUAGACGGUUGCGCCUGGUCGAAAUGAACAUUUGGGGCCGGGAUGCUAGCGGGACUGCGGCGCAAGGACAGACAAUCUUUGAGAUCGAUGUCGAAAAAGACAUGUGUAAUGUUUUUGGAACCUUGCACGGGGCAUGUGCCGCAUAUAUCGUCGACCCGUGCUCUGUGUCCAGUUUGGUAGUUCUGGGCGCUGCCAUUGGAGCUGAUGGAACAGGCGUCUCGCAAUCUCUCAACGUUAUCUGGCACCAGCCGGCAAAAAUGGGAACAACGCUCAGGGUGAUCUCAACAUCCGUAUUCAUUCAUGGUCGAAUUCGGACCGCUCGCUGCGAGCUUUGGGACAAGGAAAGGGACAAAUUGUACGUUUCCGCUGUUCAUACGACUGUCAACAACAUACGCCCCUCCCUGGCUAAAUUAUAAAUCUUCGUUCGGCAAGGCGAAACUAAUAAUUAUCGUACACUCCGG
This is a messenger RNA of Guyanagaster necrorhizus, 660 nucleotides long. RefSeq lists its product as uncharacterized. Bases 37 to 615 code for a protein of 192 amino acids. Gene Ontology annotation, molecular function: fatty acyl-CoA hydrolase activity. The record is from RefSeq and is a predicted model, not a curated record. Lineage: Eukaryota; Fungi; Basidiomycota; Agaricomycetes; Agaricales; Physalacriaceae. The transcript is spliced from 5 exons.